GGAGAAGGGUUUUUGGAAUUUGGAAGAAGAAUCGAUUGAUAUAUAGAUAUAUUAUACCUAUAAUCAAUCAAAUUGAUCGAGUCGUGAAAUUAUCUGAAGAUAUGGAGAGGCUAAACUCAGAGCUGUACUUGCAGAACUGUUACAUAAUGAAGGAAAAUGAGAGACUGAGGAAGAAAGCUCAACUUUUGAACCAAGAAAAUCAAGCACUGCUUUCGGAACUGAAGCAGAAAUUAUCUAAAGGAAGUUCAAAGGCCAAUUCCUCAAAAUCAAUCCCUGAUCUUAAUCUCUCCUCUGCAAAUCCUUCAAAUUCUUCCAACUGAUCACGUCGAUGGAAGAAGAAGAAGAAGAUGAUGAUGAUGAUACCAUGACCGCACUAAAGUUACUCUCUUUUUUUUUUUUCUUUUUCAUUUUUUGUGAAUUACCAUAGCCAACAGUAGCAUGUAGUUUGGGUUUUCAGUUAUGUAGGACAGUCUGUAGCUUUAGCAUCUUCUUUCUCUCUCUAUGAGUUUUUUUUUUUUUAAAUUUCUUUUUUCAUAUCUUCUUUUUUGGGGGUUAGGAUAUGGAUUUUCUGUACUUCAAAAUGAUGUAUCAGGCUAUCUAAUGGAAAACCAUUUUCA
Cucurbita maxima (winter squash) is the source of this 617-nucleotide messenger RNA. Its product is annotated as protein LITTLE ZIPPER 4. The transcript has a single exon. The record is from RefSeq and is a predicted model, not a curated record. Bases 102 to 320 code for a protein of 72 amino acids. NCBI's taxonomy places the organism in Eukaryota, Viridiplantae, Streptophyta, Magnoliopsida, Cucurbitales, Cucurbitaceae.